CAAAAGGCCACUUGACACAAAGUGAGUGAUUAAUAAUAAAUUUUAAUCACUCGGCGUCAUGCAAGUGAUAAAAUACAUUCGCAAAAAAGUCAAAAAAAAAAAUAACGCGCAAAGGAACUCCUUUUUAAUCUUAUCAAUAAAAAUUCUUUAAAGGCAAUUUUUAUAUUUAAACCUCAUUCGUGUUCAAGUUUCUGAUAAUGAUAAAGCAAUAAAAAAAAAAGUUUAAUUUUAUUUCACUUUCAUUGCCCAAACAGUUGAGUUUGUGAAGUUUGUCGUGAAGGCAGUGAAUCGCAAUUAAUUAUUGACAGAUUUGCAUGCUUUUCGGAGACCACAUUAAGUCCACAAAUGUAUUAACAUAUUUAACAUAAAAAUCAAUUUUAAGUGUCGAUUAAUAAAUUUACGAAUCAAUAUCAUUGUCAAAAUUGAGUGCAUAAAUCAACAGAUUAAAGGAAUAAUGAAGCCAGCAGCGAAACCAUGUCGGGUGCAACUGCAGAAAGCUGCAUGGAUAACAGUCGAUUUGUUUAUAUUCUUACUAGCUGUUGCCACACUGGUUUAUAUAGAAUUUUUUGCUAGCAAUGUGAAGCGUGGCUUUUUCUGUGGUGAUAAGUCGAUCUCGUUUAUACGACAGAAGGAUACGAUUUCGAUAAAAACGGUCAUCUUAUUUGGUCUUGCACCAAUUUUAUUUAUGUGGAUAGCUGAAUUUAUUUUUGUGGACAUUGACUUAGACGAAGGUGAAAAUAAUGGUCUGAGAUGUAGGCUGAGGAAGAGUUGGAAGAAGACGCUUUUCUGGUUUAAGGAUUAUGCUGUAAAUUUAGUAUUUUUACUUUUAAUGAUGGAUGUUACUAAGGUGCUUGUUGGCGAGCAUCGUCCUCAUUUUCUUGACACAUGCCGUCCAGAUGCUGCUAUUAAUUGCACUGUUGGUGACUUCAUCACAGAUUACGAAUGUACAAACAAAAAUAUUUCCUCAUAUAGUCUGCGUGACGUCUCAAGAAGCUUCCCAAGUGGACAUGCAUCAAUAUCAACAUACGCUUCACUUUUUAUGAUUUGGUAUUUACAGUGUCGCCUUCCGAAACUGAAAUCAAUGUUCCUUGUGCCAUUUUUACAAAUUUUAUUAGCUUUAUGGGUCAGUUUAUGUAGCGUGAGUCGAGUUACGAAUCACAGACAUCAUUGGACGGAUGUCAUAGGUGGUAUUAUACUUGGUGUCGUAUGUGCAAUGUACACGUGUUAUGUAUUAACGAAUAAUUUUAAUCGUGAGAAUGAUAAGCUAAAGCCAAUCAAAUGUAAUGCUAAUGGAUCAUCAGCAAAUGACAGCAGACGGAGUGUUCGACGACUUUUAUCAACAAUUAGUUCGAAGGAGGAAUUUACGUUAAAUAAUCUCGAAUGAAUUAGCAUCACUUUUUGGUCACAUAAGAUCAAUUUAGACUUAGUUGUUUGCCAGAUUUCUUUCAAAUUUAGUUCAAAAUUUCUUUGCAGAAAUCUGGACGUAGUUGUAC
Messenger RNA from Chironomus riparius, 1493 nucleotides. The record is from the annotation of a GenBank genome assembly. NCBI's taxonomy places the organism in Eukaryota, Metazoa, Arthropoda, Insecta, Diptera, Chironomidae.